Messenger RNA from Symbiodinium sp. CCMP2592, 828 nucleotides. NCBI's taxonomy places the organism in Eukaryota, Dinophyceae, Suessiales, Symbiodiniaceae. The record is from the annotation of a GenBank genome assembly.
AUGAUCCAGGCAUUUGAUGUUCAGGUAAAUGUGUCACGCACAGCGCAGCGUUCAGUUCGUAGGCCAGCCCUCGCAGGCUGGCACAUUUGGCACAGACAUCUUCAUACUCAACUGCUCACACCGACUUCUCCCGAGGAGAAGCGACCCAAGAUCUGCCCGAAGAUCGAGAAGCCUCAGGCCCUCACCAACAUCGACGGCAUCAUCGCCGAGUCGCAGGCCCUGAUGGCGGCCCGAGGCGAUCUGGGCGUGGAGCUGGAGCUCGAAAGAGUGGCCAAGGAUGCCGGACUUUUCGUCAUCAACGCCACGCAGAUGGUCGAGACGGUCGAGAGCAUGAUCGAGAGCCCGGUCCCGACCCGGGCGGAAGUUAGCGAUCUGCAGAACGCCAUAUGGGACGGUUUCGCAUGCGAGCUUGAGAUCGACGUGAAAGCUCUUUAUUAUUGGGAUCUGAUGGAAGUGUAUGCGGUUCCGGUGAGUGCGUAUUUUGAGUUUUACUUCGGUGAUGCGCGGCCAUUCUGGAUGGAAAUGGCAGAGGGCGAUGAAGGUGUAUUGACUCGAGGGCCUUCAGUAGCCUUCGCCUUCCCGAUUGGUGCUUUGACAGCUGCCGUCAGCGAAGGGCCGAGGUCGCCGCCGCCCAAGGCCAAGGCUCCGGCGGCGCCGGCGGCUCGCUCUGCUCAGCGCAUUUCUUGGGCCGAUCUGGCGGAGGAGGCUCAAGGGCAGAGGGAGGAGGAAGAGGAGGAGGAGAGUCUGCAGGCUGCAUCCGCCCAAGCCCGGGUAAGCUGGGCAGACUUGCAAGAUGACACCGUAGAAGUGUCGUGGCAGUGGAGCUAG